Molecule: messenger RNA, 3625 nt
Organism: Achroia grisella
Lineage: Eukaryota; Metazoa; Arthropoda; Insecta; Lepidoptera; Pyralidae
Exons: 21
Coding region: 133-3060 (975 amino acids)
Biological process (GO): sphingolipid metabolic process
Cellular component (GO): lysosome
Source: RefSeq, a predicted model, not a curated record
GACUACACUCGUUUCAUUUAUCAAUCAAUACGCAAUAAAUUCCAAACGAAGUGAAAUUGUCGGGUAUUUGUUUAGUCUGAUAUUCGCGGAGACUGAAGUCGUAUUGAGGGAAUAUUAAAGUGGCCUGUGAAAAUGGCAAACACGUUUGCUGUUUGUCUAAUUUCUAUCGCGCUCUUUUGUUUAACAGAUUUGUCGUUAGCUCGACAAAUACCAAAAGAAUGUUCAAAAGGACCUGAGUACUGGUGUCAAAGUUUAAGUCGUGCGGCAGAUUGCGGCGCUGUGGGGCACUGUAUAGCUACAGUGUGGGAGACACAGGAUGACAAUAUUCACAGCAAUGAAGUGUCGGACAAGUUCAUCAAACUUUUCACCGAGCUGAAGGAUGUGAAAGAUAUGAUCAAUGAGGAAUACCUAGGCAUUCGGCUAAAAUCAGCAUGCGAAGAUAUUCCAAGCUCAGCAAUCACGAAGAUAUGCAAAGAGAACACAGCUUCUUUGGAGAAAUAUAUCAUCCAUGUUCUUCUAUCAGAUACCGCUCCUUCGACCAUGUGUCGCGUCGUCAGAAUGUGUAAUAACAUGAAGGUCGACAAUAUAUUAGCUUUGAGCAAAAAGAAGACAACUGAACCUAAGAGGCACACAGAUAAAUUAGUAGGUAGUUCCCAAUGCACCUGGGGACCAUCUUACUGGUGUAGCAAUUUCAGUACUGGCCGUGAAUGCAAAGCUACUCAUCACUGCGUCACAAAGGUGUGGUCCAAGAUGACUUUCCCUGAAGAUAAUGACAGCAUCUGCAAGAUCUGCACAGACAUGGUGCAACAGGCCCGCGAUCAGCUAUUGAGCAAUGAAACACAGGAGGAACUGAAAGAAGUAUUCGAAGGUUCUUGCAAGCUGAUACCCAUCAAAAUUGUAGCGAAGGAGUGCAUCAAGUUGGCGGAUAACUUCGUGCCUGAGUUAGUGGAGACCCUCUCCUCACAGAUGAACCCUCAAGCAGUCUGCUCGGUCGCCGGACUUUGUAACAACGCGAAAAUCGAUCAUCUGCUGGAGAGAUACAAUACACAAAAGGAUCAACGCGUGGACUGCUACAACUGCCAAACUACAGCAAGCGUGUUAAGAAAGCGUUUCGACGACACCACCUAUGAAGAUUUCCUUGUUGGUCUAUUGCAGGCAUGUCGCAGAAUGGAUUCUCUAUCAGAUUCGUGCUCGAUGCUAGUCUUCAAGUACUACGAGGACAUCAUAAAAGCCGUGAAAGCAGAUCUAACUCCUCAGAGUGUGUGCCACAUGAGCGGACAAUGCACAUACAAAUUUCACACUCAUGACGAUUUCGUGUUCCCGGAACUGGUUGUUGGUGAAGUGAAGGCUACAAAUGAUGUUCCCUGCGAAUUUUGCGAACAAGUUAUCACCCAUCUCCGAGAUGUGAUUGUUGCAAACACAACCGAAACUGAAUUCUACAGGGUUAUAACUGGCCUCUGCAAGCAGACUGGUAAAUUUAAGGAUGAAUGUCUUCAUUUAGCUGAUGAAUACUACCCCGUUCUGUACAAGUACUUAGUGUCGGAAUUACAGCCCGAUAAAGUUUGCACCCUUAUGGGCAUUUGUGGAAAGCGCAUCGAUGAGCCCAUAUCACCGUUGUUGCCUCAAGAGAUCGCCAUCAAAGCUGACAAAUUAAUUGGAGGUGACGAAGCCAACAGUUACAGAGUCAAUGAAAAGAUUGGUCGAGUGCCGGUAGAUAAACAAGUCCACGUUCGUAUCAUGGGCCAGGAGUCCGACAUCGCCCCGCUGCCUAUAGAACGCAUGUUCAUACAACAGCCACAAGGCAAAGCGGCCUGCUCAUUCUGCCAGUACUUCCUGCAUUACAUCCAAGUGGAACUUAGCGAUACUAGAACUGAGGAUGCUAUCAGAGAUGCUGUAGAAAAAGCGUGCGACCGCCUGCCAAAUACAGUAGAAGGAGAAUGCAAACAAUUCGUGACACAAUACGGACCUGCAGUUAUUGCUCUGCUCGUUCAAGAGAUUGAUCCCGCUAGUGUGUGCCCGGCCAUGGGUCUAUGUCCACAAACCCAGAAAGUUCGCCACGUCUCUAUUAAUUCUGAUAAAUCCAACUGCCCACUCUGUCUGUUCGCUGUGGAACAACUUGAAACUAUGCUCAAGAGUAACCACACUGAGGCCAAUAUCCGUCAUGCACUAGACAACCUUUGCACACAUCUCUCUAAGAAAUUCCAAACACAAUGCACCGACUUUGUUGACACAUACGCAGAUCAGUUGGUCGAAAUGUUGGUCGCCAACAUGAGCCCACAGGAAGUAUGCGUAUUCCUAAAACUGUGCACCGACCAGGUCAGUGAUCCGCUACAGAUUACCAAGCAAUCCGUCGACUAUUACCACGAGAAGCCUCACAAAAUGGCCGACCGGAAUAACUUCAGAAAGAAGUCGUUACUGCCAAAACAUAUGUUGGAGAACAGUGAUAUCGAAACCAACGAAAUCCCAGAUAACACUGUGAAUGGCCAGCCGAAAGUGUCCGGAACAUCACAGAAGGGGCUUUGUGUCAUAUGUGAAUUUGUCUUGAAAGAGAUUGAAGAUGAAAUCAAGGAUAAACACAACGAGGAUGAAAUCAAAAAUAUUGUUCUCGGCAUUUGCAAUCGUCUUCCAAAAUCGGUGCGCAGCGAAUGCGAUAACUUUGUGGAGAAGUAUGCAGAUCUGGUCAUCAGCUUACUGGAACAGAAAUUGGACCCCACACUCGUCUGCCAGGAACUGAAACUCUGCAGUCCCACCGGUAUCAACGCUGUUAAGGAGGAAAUCCUAGACUGCGCUGUCUGUGAAGUAGUUGUGAUGGCAGUCAACAAAGUGCUCAGUAACGACAAAGUUGAUCACGAUAUUCUACAUGUCGUUGAGAAGUCUUGCAACCUACUGCCUGCAAAAUAUUACGCUAGAUGUCACACUAUGAUGGAGAUAUACGGUGACAGUGUGAUUCACCUCAUUGAAGAGUUCGGCACUAAGGGUGUCUGUCAGAAGAUCGGCAUUUGUAGCCAGACCAAUAUCGCCUACGUGCAGAUGUACAAGGAAAAGGGAGAUAAACAUUAACUAAUUACAUCCUUGGGGUACUGUCAGCACCAUACUAGAUAUUAUAAUAUUCAUUUUAAUUAUAUUUUUAACUAUUUACCAAAUCUCUUUAGUAUGUAAGUUUGAUUUCAUAAAUAAUUAUGUACGCAUAUUGACUGUUUUAUAUCAAAAUAAUAACUUGUUAAUUAAGCACUAAAGUAGAUAGUAGCUCAGGCUUUAUAUCUACUGUAACGAGUUUUUGUGCUAUAAAAGAAAUAUUAUGUAAAACUUAUUCUAAAAAGAGGCUUACUAAUAAGUCGCGUAUUUUUAUAAAGUAGAAACAAUUAUUGAAAAAUGUUGUUAAGAGUACUUAUGUUGUUUAUAAUAAAUAGUCACCAAAACCUUGAUAUCAGGAUCGAAGAUUUUGUGUACGUAUCCAAACGUCUGUACGUAUAGUAAAUAUACAAUAAUGCUAAUUAACUGAAAUGUAGAUCUUUCUUUUGCAUGUAAAUCCAUAGUUAACACACGCUAGCCUGUGAUAACUUGAUUUGUAAAAUGUUUCUAUAAAUAAAGUUGGGAAAAUUAAACAGUGUUUCAUUUAUGUUUC